Misgurnus anguillicaudatus (oriental weatherfish) is the source of this 1444-nucleotide messenger RNA. RefSeq names its product motor neuron and pancreas homeobox 2b (gene mnx2b). Gene Ontology annotation, biological process: spinal cord motor neuron cell fate specification; central nervous system development; regulation of DNA-templated transcription. The record is from RefSeq and is a predicted model, not a curated record. Lineage: Eukaryota; Metazoa; Chordata; Actinopteri; Cypriniformes; Cobitidae. Gene Ontology annotation, cellular component: nucleus. Gene Ontology annotation, molecular function: sequence-specific double-stranded DNA binding; DNA-binding transcription factor activity, RNA polymerase II-specific.
ACAGUGGAUGAAAGAGAUGCUGUUUCACAGAGAUGUUUUUAGUGAGAUGAAGCACUUAUAGUCACAGGAACCGGUUUCAUUUUGACAGAGUUUUUGGGAACUUAUGGGACUGUAGAUAGAUAGGCUACUUUGGCGUCUCAUGGGGUCGGAUCCAAAUGGGUAGAUCAAAUACAGCAGUGAUAAAUAUUUUUACAGGUCUUCAAUUGAUAAAAUAGCAAGAAGGUAUCAGGUAGUCAGAUUUCAAAACACAUUUACUAUCUGUGCGCAAAACGCACCCAACAGCUCUCCUCCUGCUUCAAGCGAAGGUGUUGCAAUGGAAAAAUCUAAAAACUUUAGGAUCGACGCCCUUCUGGCUGAAGAGACACACAGAGGGAACCGCGAGCUAUCACCCGGACUCAGCAGCGACAGUCCGACGGGCAGCCCGGUGUCCUGCAGGCGCGCAGACACCCCGUCUCCACGCGGCACUGCCCUACACCUUCCAACCGGACUCAUACCUAAACCAGGGCUGCUCAAUCUCCCGCACCACGGACUCGCGUCUUUAACACAAGGCUCGAUCCCGGGCAUGUACACUGCUCCCAUGUACCCUCUUUCAGCUUUGGGAGGUCAGCACCCUGCUUUGGCGUACCCGGGCUUUGCGCAGCUGGCGCAACCGUACCCUGAACAGCUGAAGGCUGCGGCGAUAGCUGGAUCUUUACCCCUGGAGCACUGGAUACGAGCUGGAAUCAUGCUACCACGACUUCCAGAUUACACCUCUGCACCCCAGUCUGGUUUGAUGGGGAAGUGUCGCAGGCCGCGGACGGCGUUCACCAGUCAACAGCUACUUGAACUGGAGAACCAGUUUAAACUGAACAAGUACCUCUCGCGACCCAAACGCUUUGAAGUUGCCACAUCGCUCAUGCUGACCGAAACACAGGUGAAGAUCUGGUUCCAGAACCGUCGGAUGAAGUGGAAACGCAGUCGUAAGGCCAAAGAGCAGGCCGCUCAAGGAGACACCGAACGUCAACGAGGAGGAAACAAGUCGGCCAACGAGAGGCCAGGAAGAGACGUCCGCAGGGCUUCCGCUCAAGGCACGGAUGAGCAAGAGGAAGAUGUCGAUGAGGAAGAUGAGGAGUAUGAUGUGGAAGACAGAGGAAAACACAAGUUCACGAACAAACUUAACAUCCAACGUACCACAGACUUCCUGCAUCACACAGGUGAAUUACGAUACCACCCGGAUAGCUCGUUCUCAGACGAUGACAUGGAGGACAUCGGAGGGGCUGAUAGGAAAAUCGGGGCAGGGUUAUGAAAACACAGAUCAAAGAAGGAACCAGACAUUAUCAUUAUGAGUUGCUAAACACAGACAGCGGGAACUGAUAAUAAUAUCAGACCUGUGAUAUGGUUGCAACAUGGCAUUGCAAUAUUGGCAAGAACUGAGGUGAAAAAGACAGAUUGAGAGACACAAAGA